Messenger RNA from Dinoponera quadriceps, 1058 nucleotides. Its product is annotated as venom metalloproteinase 3-like. Gene Ontology annotation, molecular function: metalloendopeptidase activity. Gene Ontology annotation, biological process: proteolysis. The transcript is spliced from 8 exons. Lineage: Eukaryota; Metazoa; Arthropoda; Insecta; Hymenoptera; Formicidae. Bases 143 to 985 code for a protein of 280 amino acids. The record is from RefSeq and is a predicted model, not a curated record.
CUUAGGAGUAACGUUCCAAGACGUACACGGAUCGAGUGCAGUUUUACUAUCUCCUACUCCCAACGGUCGAAUACAUGUGGAUGGAGUGCUUAACAAUUCUUACGUUAUCAAGUCCUUGCCGCAACGACUCCUGAAAGAGGUCAUGUAUGGGGGUCGUAAACUCUUCGAGCCGCAUCAUAUCAAAAACGUAACGAACGACGACGAUUUCGCUUACACACAUCAUCACGUAGUGUAUAAGAUACCGCCGUUAAAAGGAAAUCAAUACAAAGACUUCAAAAUAUCAGAUCCUGUGAGCGAUGGAGCAGAGCACAAUGCGCCGGACAUUAUUUAUCCCGAAAUGCUGAUAAUAAUUGAUUCUAAGGAAUACAAAAUACUUGGCGGGAACAUCGAGCAAGCCGUAAAAUAUCUCGUCGCAUUUUGGAACGGAGUCGACUUGAGAUAUCGUUUACUAAACACGCCCAGAAUAUUAUUCAAUAUCGCAGGAAUAGUUAUAGCUUUGGAUGACGAUGCACUUCCGUGUUUGGAGAAUAGUCGCGUCGAAGAUACAAAAGUCGAUUCAGAUCUCGCUUUACGCUGUACGGCGGAUUAUUUGUAUCGUGAAGAAAGAUUUCCGACUCAUUUUUACGAUAUGGCGAUCGUCAUGACGCAAUUGGACAUGUGCAAUAUGUUAACUAAUGACUUCUGCGAUCCAUCUACUUUGGGUUAUGCAUACGUUGCUGGCGCGUGCGAUAGAAACGUAACGAAGGAAUCAUCUGAGGCAGUGGGGAUUGUUGAGGAUAACGGUGGCUUUAGCGGUAUUAUCCCUACGGCUCACGAGAUUGGUCAUUUGAUAGGAGCUCGUCAUGACGGCAACCCGAACGGCGCUGGAGAAUGCGGAGCAUAUGACGGCUUCAUCAUGACUAACGGACUGAUGUUGCACGAAAAUGGGUUUGAAUGGUCCUCGUGCAGUAUAGAUGCCUUCUAUAGGUUUAUCAAGUACGUAUAGUACAAUCUGCGGUGAUUUGGUAUGAUUUAGUUCAUAUCGUAUUUUGUACAAUAUUUCAAAUAGAGAUUUCCCG